UGCUCAAGCGCGAUGGGGGGCAGCUCCAACACGAGCGGCGGUGGUGGCACCGGAGGGAAGGACAAGGAGGACAAGGGCAAGGGCUCCUCGGUCUCCUUCACGGAAGGCGAGAAGGUGCUCGCCUACCACGGCCCGCUCCUCUACGAGGCCAAGGUUCAGAAAACUGAAAAUCGGGAGGACGAGCGGCGGUAUUUCGUCCAUUAUCUUGGCUGGAAUAAAAAAUGUGAUGAAUGGGUCGCAAGUGAUCGUUUAUUGAAGUUGACAGAGGAGAAUGUUCGCAAACAACUAGAGCUGAAAAACCAGUCAAUGGAUAAAACCGUCAAGAUUGGUAGACGGUCAGCACAGCAUAACCCAGAAGGCUCUAAUGCAGAUGCAAAAGCCGAUAAAGAGGACACUAAGGAUCUUGUCAAGGGAAAGAAGCGCAAGAAUCAGCUUGGCGUUGAGGUGGCUAUCAUUCCCAAACAUGUACAUUGUGAAAUACUCCCACCGUCCGGAAAUACUUGUCGGAGAAAUGGGAGUAUUUGAUUUGAUUUUCUAUAAAGUUCAUAUUCUUGCGUAUUAUCCAUAUACAGAACAAACAAUACUAAUAUUAAACAUAUCUCCUUUUGCACUUC
Molecule: messenger RNA, 614 nt
Organism: Triticum dicoccoides
Lineage: Eukaryota; Viridiplantae; Streptophyta; Magnoliopsida; Poales; Poaceae
Product: protein MRG1-like
Exons: 6
Coding region: 13-525 (170 amino acids)
Biological process (GO): regulation of DNA-templated transcription; chromatin organization
Cellular component (GO): nucleus; histone acetyltransferase complex
Source: RefSeq, a predicted model, not a curated record